AUGAUGUAUGAUGAUAUCGCUUAUGAUAAAGAGAAUCCAUAUCCAGGCAAAAUAUAUAAUGUACCUAAUGGCAAAGACGUUUACGCAGGUGUUGAAAUCGACUAUUCCAGAAUUCAUGUCACUCCGGAAAAUUUCUUAGCAGUUUUAAGUGGAAACAAAACAGCGGUAAAAGGUGGUAGUGGGAAAGUAGUAGAAAGUACUCAUCGUGAUCAUAUAUUUGUAUAUUUCACUGACCAUGGAGGUGUUGGAUCAGUGUCCUUCCCAGAUUCUGUGCUAACUGUUAAGGAUCUAAAUGACGAAUUGAAACGAAUGCAUAAAUUAAAAAAGUUCAAAAGGCUCGUAUUUUAUAUGGAAGCAUGCGAAAGUGGCUCAAUGUUUGAGAAUGUUCUACCCAAAAAUAUCGAUGUUUAUGCAGUAACAGCGGCGAAUUCGCAUGAAAGUUCUUGGGGUUGCUACUGUGACAAUAUUAUGAAAUUGCCUUGCCUUGGCGACUGCUUCUCUGUAAAUUGGAUCGUCGAUUCUGAAAAGGAAGAUUUGAACUGUGAAACUUUAGCUUCUCAAUUCAAAAUUAUCAAACAAAAAACAAAUUUGAGUCAUGUGAUGCAUUAUGGUGAUUUGAAAAUUGCCCGCGAUUAUGUGGCUUAUUAUUUGGGCGAUAAAAAAACUAAUAUCACGAAUAUUUAUGAUGAUUUGAUGGAGUUUGAAAAUACAGAAUUAGUUGCUUGGCCUUCGCGUGAAAUUUACCUCCGAAUGCUCAAGAAGCAAUUACACGAGGCAGAAACGGAGACUAAACGACGAAAUUUGAGGCAUAAAAUCGACAAAUUAAAAAUGAUAAAAUCUCUUCUAUUUCAGAAACGAGCAUACCUUGAAACAUUUAUCAAGUCACUGAUAUCGACUAUAAUACCAUAUCAGUCGUACUCUCAUUUCAUGCAUCAAUCACCGCCAACAAUAAAGUCUUUAAACUGUUUUGAUGAUGUAAUCAAAGCAUUCCAUCAAUUGUGCUUCAAUUUUGGCCAUAAUCCAUAUAUUCUAAAGUACACGUACGUGUUUGCUAAUCUUUGUAAUGCUGGAAUCGACUCAAAGAGAAUAAUUGGUGCUAUGUUUAACAUCUGUGGUAAUAUUAAAAUUCGAGGAAUUCUCUGAAACUCACUUCUCAAGAUGUUUUUUUUCAUUAUUUCAUUAAAGUUUUCUUUCCUUUCCUUUGCGGAACUAAUACAUUUACACAUAAUUUUGCUAGAAAUUCGAU
This is a messenger RNA of Loa loa (African eye worm), 1246 nucleotides long. Its product is annotated as peptidase C13 family protein. The transcript has 8 exons. Gene Ontology annotation, biological process: vacuolar protein processing. The record is from RefSeq and is a predicted model, not a curated record. The coding region runs from base 1 to 1143 and encodes 380 amino acids. Gene Ontology annotation, molecular function: cysteine-type endopeptidase activity. Lineage: Eukaryota; Metazoa; Nematoda; Chromadorea; Rhabditida; Onchocercidae.